UAAGGACUUUGUGUACUGGAACAAUAUUCAAUACACGGAAACCAGUGCUAAAAACCAUAUUAACAUACAAGAAACUAUCAGAAAACUAUCAGAAGAUUUAGUAUUAAAACAUCAACAGUUGUUAUCAUUAAGCUCAUUUGAUUCAGGACCUGGAAGUAUAUUUUUGCAACAUACACGUCAGCAGACCCAAGGUUACUGCUGUGGAUAUUUAGAAUUUUAAAUAGUUUUUGUGAUUCUCAAUUUAUAAUAAGUUACUUAAUAAUUUGGUAUGUUUAAGUUCAGUGGAGCACUUCAGCUUACAGAUCUCAAUGAUUUUAUCACUCCAUCUCAAGUCUGUAUUAAACCUGUAGAGAUAGAAAAGGUGAAGAAAAAAGGUGAUACAACUAUAAAGAUUGAAGGAGAUAGCUAUUACCAGGUUGAUGUAAACAGCGGAGAGCAAGUUCGCUUGAAAAAAGCAAACAUAACAUUAAAUGAUUGUUUAGCAUGCAGUGGAUGUAUUACAUCUGCAGAGAGUGUACUUAUUGCUGAGCAAAGCUGUCUUCAAUUAGAAAAAGUUCUUGCAGACAAUUUAUCUUUGGCAAAUAAGAAAAUUGUUGUGAUUUCCAUGUCUCCACAAUCUUUAGUUUCUAUUGCAGUUAAAUUCCAUGUCACUGUAUCAGAUGCCUAUUCAAAAAUAACUACAUUUUUCAAAGAUAUAGGUUGUGACUAUAUAUACGAUACAAAUCUUGCUCGAAGUAUAUCUUUAUUGGAAAUGCAGAAAGAGUUUGUAGAAAAGUUUAAAAAUGAUAAAAAAAUCAUGCUAACUUCAGCAUGUCCUGGCUGGAUAUGUUACGCUGAAAAGACACAUGGAGAGCUCUUAAUUCCUUAUAUUAGUCAAACAAAAUCUCCUCAACAAAUCAUGGGUAGCAUUGUAAAGCAACUAUUAGGUAAGAAGUUAAAUAAAACUCCUAAUGAAAUUUAUCAUGUUACAAUAAUGCCUUGCUACGAUAAAAAACUUGAAGCUUCGCGUACAGACUUUUAUAAUGAUAUAUAUAAUACGAGAGAUGUUGACCUUGUUAUUACUUCCUCAGAAGUUGAAAAUAUGCUACAAACAAAAAAUAUUGAUUUUUGUGGUCUUUCUUUAUCAUUGAUUGAUGAAGAUUACAGCUUUGUUGAUGAACAAUAUCAAUUGUUGAGUCAUCGUGGCGGCGGCUCUGGUGGAUAUCUGGAACAUGUUUUCUUGCAUGCUUCACAUUCUUUAUUCAAUGUUAUUCCUGACCAAAUUAUUUAUAAACCACUUCGAAAUAAAGAUUUUCAAGAAGUUAUCCUUGAGAUAGAUGGUGAAGUCAAGUUGAGAUUUGCUUUUGCUUAUGGUUUUAGAAACAUUCAGUCAAUUGUUCAAAAAAUAAAACAAAAAAAAUGCAAUUAUGAUUUUGUAGAGAUUAUGGCUUGUCCUUUGGGCUGCUUAAAUGGUGGUGGGCAAGUUCGUGCUGAAACUGUAGAUGAUGCUAAAUCGCUUAUUCAAUUAGUGACUUCAACUUAUGAUUUACUAAAACCUGUAAACCCUUUGCAUGAUAGAAAAACAAAAGAAUUGUAUAAUCAGCUUUCACAAAGUGAUUUGCAUACACAAUAUCAUGCAGUCAAAAAAAUGAAAACAGCAUUAAACAUUCAGUGGUGAUUACUUGUAUCAAAUUAGUUUUAAAUUCUUUGUUACUUCAUGUUUGUGUGUCUAUGCUAAAUAUUUUCUUGAUUGUGCUGUUAUUAAGGUGGAAAAUAAUUAGUAUAA
Molecule: messenger RNA, 1765 nt
Organism: Hydra vulgaris (swiftwater hydra)
Lineage: Eukaryota; Metazoa; Cnidaria; Hydrozoa; Anthoathecata; Hydridae
Product: cytosolic Fe-S cluster assembly factor narfl-like
Biological process (GO): iron-sulfur cluster assembly
Cellular component (GO): cytosolic [4Fe-4S] assembly targeting complex
Source: RefSeq, a predicted model, not a curated record